AUGAAUCAAUCAAUAAAACCCGGGGACAAUCCGGAUCUCACCGAUGAGAGACUUUCUGGAACAUUCGAUACAAAUGCAAUGGCUGCGGUGAUUUAUGGAAGUGACAAGCUAGCCCAACGCCGUCGAGAAAUCUCUGAAGCCGUCUCCAGAAUCCCGGAACUCAAAGACUCCAAACCGUAUCCAUUUAUGACUCGAGAGGAGAAAAUUCUAGAAGGAUCUAGAAAGAGCGCAGUCUUGAAUAGACUACUUCCUGGACUAAUUGAUUUGGAGAGUUUUGAGGAGACAGUUUUUAUUCAUCAAGAAGUCAUAGGCAUCGAAGGCUACCCAUUGGCACUGCAUGAGUCACUUUUUAUACCUCCCAUUGCUACUCAGGGUACUGAUGAGCAACAGGAGAAAUGGCUCAUGAGAGCUCAACGAAGAGAAAUCAUUGGUUGUUAUGCGCAAACGGAAUUGGGGCAUGGAUCAAAUCUCCGAGCACUGGAAACCACAGCUACAUUUGACAUUUCUACCCGAGAAUUCAUCCUGAAUUCUCCAACAAUAACUUCUCUGAAAUGGUGGCCUGGAGCACUUGGAAAAAGUGCAAAUUGGUCAAUUGUGAUUGCUAAUCUUAUUAUCAAAGAACACAACUAUGGUCCACAUCCCUUUAUGGUCCAAUUGAGAGAUGAGAAAUCACAUGAACCUCUUCCAGGGAUUACUGUAGGAGAUAUUGGACCAAAAAUGGCUUUUAAUGGGGCUGAUAAUGGAUUUCUUGGAUUCAAAAACUACCGUAUUCCAAGAGAGAAUAUGCUAAUGAGGCAUAGUAAAGUGACAUCAGAUGGGAGUUAUAUCAAACCACCGCAUGCUAAAAUUGGGUACUCGAGUAUGGUUAAAGUGAGAAGUCGAAUGGCCGCAGAGCAGGGAUUGUUUCUGGCACAUGCGUUGACGAUCGCCGUGAGAUAUUCGGCAGUGAGGAGACAAGGAUUUUUAAAGGAUAAAAGCCGUGAAGUGAAAGUGCUGGAUUACCAAACCCAACUACACCGUCUAUUCCCAUCAAUCGCUCGCGCCUACGCCUUCAUCUUCUGUGGAUUUGAAACAAUUCGAUUAUAUGAUCAAUUAUUGAUUGAUGUUCAAAAUGGGAAUACAUCUGGAAUGGCUGAUCUACAUGCAUUGACUUCUGGAUUGAAAUCAGUGGUCACUUAUCAGACUGGAGAGGGCAUUGAACAGGCGAGAAUGGCAUGUGGAGGGCAUGGUUAUUCUAUGGCCAGCUACAUCUCUGAGAUCUAUGGAGUCGCUAUUGGUGGAUGUACGUAUGAAGGGGAGAAUAUGGUGAUGCUUCUCCAGUUGGCAAGAUAUCUUGUCAAAUCGAUUGAAAUGAUUCAAAAUGGAAAAUCAAGGGAAUUGGGACCAAUGGUGGCGUAUCUAGCUGAAAAGGAAUCAGAAAUUGAUCUAAAUUUGGGACCAAAUGAGUAUCUGAAAGUGUUCGAAUAUGCAGCAAGGAAUCAGACAUGGAGAGCUACGGAAAAGUUCCAGAAGUUGAGGAAUUCUGGGAUGAGCAAUGAGAAGGCGUGGAAUCAAGCAUCCGUUGAGUUGACUAGAGCCAGUCGCCUGCACACUCGUCUCUACAUAAUGUCCACUUUCAUCAAUCAUGUAGGAUCAAUAGUAGAUCAAAAAGUGAAGGGCGUAUUGAUUGAUUUAUUGAAUGUACAUGUAACAUAUGAAGUCAUGGACAUUGGAAUAUAUGUCCAGGGAUUACUGUCAUCGAAUCAAAUGGACUUGAUAAGGAAUCAGUUGUAUGUGUCUCUUGAGACAAUCCGUCCCAACGCUGUCUCUCUCGUCGACUCAUUCCAAAUCAGUGAUAUGCAGUUGAGAUCGCAAGUUAUAUGCGCUUUUCUAGCAGCAUGGGACGAUUUUCAAACUAAGCAUUGUAUAAUGGUUCAACGAACUCGUUUCAAAACCUAUAUUUUGCAACAAAUUUCGUUUAACAAAAUCAAGUUUGAAGAAAGUUAUGAGCUUCGAUAUCUUGCCAUUCUUGUCGCAGUCUCUCUCAGAGUACCCUAUGUUAACGAUCUUUGUAUGGACCCCCGAAAAUUCAAAACUAGACAAAUGUUAUACCAUUUUGUCCUCGGUCGUCGCGAUGGAAAUGUCUAUGAGAAUCUCUUCAAAUGGGCAAAAUCGUCUCCAUUGAACCAGACAGAUGUACUUCCAUCAGUUACUCAGUACCUGAAGCCAAUGAUGGACAAAUCGAAAUUGUAG
Molecule: messenger RNA, 2232 nt
Organism: Caenorhabditis briggsae
Lineage: Eukaryota; Metazoa; Nematoda; Chromadorea; Rhabditida; Rhabditidae
Exons: 11
Coding region: 1-2232 (743 amino acids)
Biological process (GO): fatty acid beta-oxidation using acyl-CoA oxidase; ascaroside biosynthetic process; lipid homeostasis
Cellular component (GO): peroxisome
Molecular function (GO): fatty acid binding; acyl-CoA oxidase activity; FAD binding
Source: RefSeq, a predicted model, not a curated record